Chara braunii is the source of this 3628-nucleotide messenger RNA. NCBI's taxonomy places the organism in Eukaryota, Viridiplantae, Streptophyta, Charophyceae, Charales, Characeae. The record is from the annotation of a GenBank genome assembly.
ACGACGUCGAAGAGGAGAACAGCGAGAGGGAGAGAGAGAGAGAGAGGAUCGUGAGGAAACUAUGCACGACUGCGAGGGUGGGGAGUCUCAACAAUACUAUGAGAAGGACGACGGGGGCGAUGGAGAAAAUGAUCAUGCCUAUCCUGUAGGUGAUGACGAUGGACGGCAAGAGAAUUCGGCUGAUGUGGGGGUCGACGACGCAAAAGGAGAGCGGUCGGAGGCCAGUGCCCAGAAAAAGAAGCGACAAUCUUCAACAAGUCCAACGGCGGCGGCGGAUAAGCGCGCUGCGAAGAAACUCACUAUGGUGGAUGAUGGUGACUCUGGAGAGGAUGCCGAAGGGGUUCCUCCAAGAGAUGUCUCGGAACAGACACAACCUUCCGCCGACACUCGUGAUGAAGCCAUCGACACAACACGGUGCUUCUUCUUGGAGUUCGAUGAAGAUGGGCUUGCAAAGAAGAAAAGGGAACACAUUGAAGUGGACAUCACGAAGAUCUUGCCAAUACCUGAAGAUGACAUCCUCUUCAACCAUAGAACGUUGGACGAAACGUUGGUGCAGUCCAUAUAUGAUGCGAUCCAUCAUGCGGCCAAGGAAACCAACGGGAAGUGGGAUUUCAUGACUUUCAUCAUGACUCCCAUUGUGCCCGACACGGACGGGUCUCAAGGCAGAUGGAUCACACCGGAGCAAUUCGACGUCGAACUGGCUCAUACGUACAACUGGAAUGCUGUUGCUGGCCAGCACACGGCUGAGGCAAUGAACAGACUCAUUAAAGACAAGUCACCGGCCGAGAAAGUGUAUGGCUUGAGGUCGUACUCUCACGUACGUGUUGUCUACUUUGACGAUGACAGAAAGAGAGGAUAUCCGUACGUCUCGACAUUCGACAACACGAGGGAGGAGUGUUCGAUCCCGAGAUCAUUUUCGUCAUUUGUGCGCCAAAUUAGAACAUUUUGGGAUAAGAGGAAUGGUCGGAUCCGUCCGCCAGGGACCGUGUCCACGAAUGACAUCGAGGGAAUGAAACGGAAAAAGAAAUGGGAAGAGUUCAUGAACGCCGCCUGCAAAAUGACACCUGAUUCCGGUCUCAUGAACUCGUCCCUAGAGAACGACUACUGCAAGGACUGGACGAACAAGAUGCGCGGAUAUAUGAAUCUUACGCAAUGCAGCGAAACAGUAUGCCCACAAGUACAAAAAUUCUUCGACAUGUACGAGAAGGGGCUACUGCCACGAGUCAACGGUGUGAGAUACAUCGACCUGCCGGGGAAAGUGGAAGGCAGGCUGCCUGGGCAAUACUUCCUCAAGGACAACUCCAGCAAAAAAGUCUUAUUCCACUGCAUCAAGGCCAGGAAGGGGCCACAAGGCGCAACGGUGUCUAUACCUGACUUGACGCCGACAAUCUUCAAGCUGUUCGGCGAUAUGACAGCGAGAGAGAAGCAAGUGGCGCCUCACCACAUGAUGUGUGGUGAUGUCAUCGUGACAUCACGUUCGGUACCUCGUGGUAGAUGCAAGAUGGCGGACCUGGUUAAAUAUACUCGGCGUGAAAGAUAUAUGGUCCGUAUGUUCAACUACAUAUUGUUCAAGGCUGAGGGGAGGUCAAAAGAAGAGUGGAGCGCUGACUUUUUCAUCGGUUAUAUGACCAUCUUGGAGAGGUACAGCAAAAACGGCCUGACGGACGAGAAAUGGACCGAGGAACGCGACCGCAUCCCUGACGACAAGGCGAGGAAGGUGUCGAGGCGUUUGGGCGGUCCUGAUGAGAUUAAUGGUGAGAACGGUGCGGGACUGGAGGCAACCCAAGGCAUGUACAAGGAAACCCCGUUCCACCUCAAGUGUUUCAUCUACGAGGCAAUCGACUGCUUGGACGACCUGAGAGCGGAGGUUAACCGGAUAUCCUUCAGUGCUUGUCACAUAUUUUGGGAAGUGGGGAAGAGGAUUACCACGAUUCUGCCAUUUGAAAUAAAACCGAAGGGAGUGCUCACCGACAACGAGGAGGUUGUUGGUACGGCGAGGGGGAUGAAGAUACGGACAACCAUUCUUGAUAUGUCAACAUCACCGAAAUGUAGUGUGUACAACUGGGAUGAUGUUGAGGUGCUCACAGGGUCAUGGUACAGACACUAUACACCUUCGACAACCUUGAACAAGUACGGCAACAUUGCAGUUCGGUACACUUACAUGAUGAUUAUUGUCCUCCACGCCGAGAACGACAAUUUGGACAAUAUAACGGUUGCGCCGAAAUUGCGAGCCGAGUUGACAAAUUUGAACAUUGAAGAGGGUGAAUUUGUGAGGUGCUUAGGGGAGUGUAUCGGCGCGGAGGGCGACACCGACGCGGUUUAUUCUUGGAUGGAACGAGACUCAGCACGUCUCCGAAAACUGUGCAGCUCGUUCAUCAGGGAGGAUGAUGGCGUGAUACUGUUAGGCAGGGCGCAUGCGGGACUGAUUUGGGAACUCGCUCGCGCCGGACACCACGAACAAAUGCAUGUUCAAAAACCCCAAGUCGAGCACCGCAAGGACCGGGACAUUUACUAUAAGCUCGGCAGCAAGAGGGAGAAAGUGUGGCCUUACUUAUUCGGUGACGCUCCACGGACGGCGGUUGAUAACGACUACGUCAUCAGGAAAAGUGAACUCGAGAUAAAAAUGAACGAGUACCACGGAUCGCACAUGGGUGCUUUCCACAUGUUCGUAGGGCGUUGUGAGCAUCUGUAUUUCAAUAUGAAGAAAAGAGCACUGUCAUGCAGGGACUAUGCGGACUUGGCACGUAAAGCAGGGAACUUCAAUAACAUCGAUUGUGACGAAGACACGUCAGACUCUGACCUGGACGUUCCGUCGCACGCGACACGACGUUCGGCGCAGGGAGCGCGUGCCGAGGAACCACAAGGGAGCACCAACGCAGAAGCGGAGAAGGCGAGGUCCAGUUUGGGAGCGACACAUGCUAGUGAGGCAGACGUGGAACAUAGAAUGAAUGCAAGGGGAGAAAAGAAUGGUGUACCAACGAACCCGGUGGGUGCGAGUGAGGGAAUUGUUAACUCACGGGGCAACACAAGGGGAGGAGAGAAUGGGUGUGAAAUGACCCCGCCGAUAGCUGGACCAUCAUCGACACAUGCACCGCAGGCCGAGCAGCGAACACUCACAUCGAUGAACACAGAUGAAGAUGAAGACAUGGAUAUGACAGCAGUCAUGUCGAAGCUCGUGCAAGGAAAACCGUUACCUCAAGGCUUUGCUCAAGACCCUUCAGUGACAUACUUGCUACAAGACAAGUACGAGGAGUCAUCGGAGGAGGACUGGGGUCAUCAUAUUCUCUUGCAUGAGGGCGUGUUCGAACCGUGCGUGUUUGCGGGCAAGUGGCAAAUGGGUGUGACGACAAGAGACCGCGGGUGGGUCGCGAAGAAAAGAAAAGACGCUGCGAUAUAGCACAGCGUGACGGAGACGCAACUUUUUCGGCGGGUUGCACAAGAAAACGUCAGUGCAACCGAGGUGGCUGUAGCGGCAAAGGCGAAAGCUUUGUUUGAGCAACCAACAGAAAAAAAUUGCCAAAUUUUUUGUCACGUUGGACCUAUGUUUACACUACAUUUCAACUGUUUAUAAACUGCUGGCCGGGGGGGGGUGUGUAUGUUCAACACAAAAUGAAGGAAACCAACACUG